UUAAGAAACUCAUCUUGAAUAUUCUUUGUAAUAGAGAGUGUUCUAUAUUCCAUAGAGUUAGUAUUGGAAAAUACUUUGAGUGAACCUCUUCUUUGGAGUGAUAAUUGUGAGGUAUUAUCUUGGGAUACUUUUGGAUUAAUUAGCGGUUUAUCUCUAAUUUUAUACUCUCUUUUCUCUUUUGUGUAACCGUUGUUAUAGUAAAUUUGCUCCUCUCCGUUUGUGGAUGUAGGUCCAUACUGACCGAACCACGUUAAAUCUUUGCUUACUUUAUUUUCUUAACCUACAGUUACUAUUGUCUUUGUUAUUGCCAUUAUAACGCUCCUUGGGCUAAAUUCCGAGCUAUUCCGGUUCCCGAUCCUAACAGCUACAGCUUUCAGUUAAGUUCUUACUAAAAAUGGUUUCAGAGUCGAGAUUAGAAGAGCUAAACUUUGUUUUGAUACCUUUACUUGCUGCAAGUCACAUCAUACCCAUGGUGGACAUGGCCAAAUUGUUAGCACAGCGUGGCGUGACAGUCACUUUAGUCAUGACACCUCUUAAUGCUAUCCGAUUCACUGCAGUAAUUGAUUGUGCCAUCGGUUCUGGACUCCUUAUUCGGGUACUUGAACUCCAGUUUCCAGCCAAGGAAGCAGGACUUCCAGAGGGAUGUGAAAGCGCGGACUGUCUGCCUGCACUGGCCUUUAGAAGAAAUUUCUUUGCUGCAAUUGAUAUGCUACAAGACCAAGCUGAAAAGUUGCUUCAAGAGAUGAAGACUAAGCCGAGUUGCAUUAUUUGCGAUACGCAUAUCGCUUGGACAGCUGAGACAGCUGAUAAGUUUCAGAUUCCAAGAAUCAUAUUUGAUGGAAUGAGUUGCUUCACUCAAUUAUGCAUGCAUAAUUUGUACAUCAUGAAGGAUCAAAAUGAAAUUCCUGAAUCAGGGCCUUUUGUCAUCCCAGAUUUACCAGAUAGAAUUGAAGUCACUAAAGCUCAGCUGCCUGGAGCAUUCAAUCCAGGAACUCUUUGCAUACAAGAUAUUCGUGACAAGAUACGAGCAGCUGAAAAUAGAGCCUAUGGGGUUGUGAUCAAUACUUUCGAGGACUUGGAACAAAGGUAUGUGGAUAAAUUCAGAAAACUUAAAGAUUGUAGAGUUUGGUGUAUUGGACCCUUGUCUCUUUGUAACAAUGAAAAUCAAGAUAAAGCUCAGAGAGGGAAUAAGGCCUCAUUUGACAAAGAAGAAUAUUUGAAGAAAUGGCUUGAUUUUUGGCAGCCUGAGUCUGUUGUGUAUGCAUGCUUUGGGAGCCUUGGUCGUAUUACAGUUGUACAAUUUGUGGAGCUAGCUUUAGGCCUGGAAGCAUCAGGCUGUCCAUUCGUUCUAGUCAUAAAAGCAGGGGAAGGACAAGCACCAAUAGAGGACUGGAUAUCGAAAAAUGGAUUCGAGAAAAGAACAACAGAAAGAGGGCUUUUGAUCCGUGGCUGGGCACCACAAGUACUAAUUCUAUCACACCCCACAAUUGGAGCAUUCUUGACUCAUUGUGGUUGGAAUUCGACCCUUGAGGGGAUUAGUGCUGGUGUGCCUAUGAUCACUUGGCCUUUAUUUUCCGAGCAGUUUCUGAAUGAGAGGUUCUUAGUACAUGUCUUGAGAAUGGGUGCGAGAGUUGGAUCUCAAGGAGUUAUGCAUUUGGGAGAAGAAAAGAAAUCUCAAGUCCAAGUGAACAGGGAAGAAGUGACUAAAGCCAUAACAGAAGUGAUGGACAAGGAGGAUGAAGGAAAAGAGAGGAGAAAAAGAGCCAAAGAACUUGGACAAAGAGCAAAAAAGGCAGCGGAAAAUGAUGGAUCUUCUCAUCUCAGCUUAACACUUCUAAUCAAAGAAAUACAAGAAUUUCAACUCAAUGAAUCUUAAAAUGAAUAUGCACUGGUAUGGAACGUACUUUUUUUUAUUAGAAAAUGCUAGGAGCAUUACCUUUUACUGCUUGUGUUUUAAUCUCAAAUAAGGUACAUGAAUCAAAUAUGAAACAAUACUUUAGUUCAGACAGUCUGCAACUUGUGACACCAAAAAGUUGAUAUGAAUUGUAAAGGUA
This is a messenger RNA of Lycium ferocissimum, 2054 nucleotides long. RefSeq names its product UDP-glycosyltransferase 73C4-like. The record is from RefSeq and is a predicted model, not a curated record. NCBI's taxonomy places the organism in Eukaryota, Viridiplantae, Streptophyta, Magnoliopsida, Solanales, Solanaceae. The coding region runs from base 395 to 1876 and encodes 493 amino acids. Gene Ontology annotation, molecular function: UDP-glycosyltransferase activity. The transcript has a single exon.